Solanum pennellii is the source of this 1242-nucleotide messenger RNA. Its product is annotated as probable carbohydrate esterase At4g34215. The record is from RefSeq and is a predicted model, not a curated record. Bases 166 to 1110 code for a protein of 314 amino acids. The transcript is spliced from 2 exons. Lineage: Eukaryota; Viridiplantae; Streptophyta; Magnoliopsida; Solanales; Solanaceae.
UCAUCAGAUUAUUCCAUCUAAAAAAAAAGUUCCAAUUAUAGCCAAAUCACAUAUUUAGCAUUUUGCUAGUAAUUUUUUUUCUUUAAUUAUGGAUUUUCUAAGUCUUGCUUCUUCCACCACAAGAACAAUUGAACAAGUACAACUCUAGCUGAUACAAUAUCGAAAAUGAAGGUGAAGAUGAAAACGAUAUUUUACAAUUUCAGCAAGAAGUUACAAUAUGCAUGUGAAGAGAUAUUGUUAAUGUUGAUGUUUGUUUUUCUUCUGUUUUACUUAAGGUGGAUCACAAACCAUAACUAUCAACAUCAUCUACUAAUCACAACUCGAAGCACAAACAAAUUGAACAAACAAAUAUUCAUAUUAGCAGGACAAAGCAACAUGGCAGGGCAAGGAGGUGUACACAAUUUUACAUGGGAUGGUGUAAUACCUCGCGAAUGUCAACCUAAUUCAAACAAUAUUCUUCGAUUAAGUGUAACUAUCAAGUGGGAAAUUGCACAUGAACCUCUUAAUUACGCGGUUGAUUGUCUUCAUAAUUGUGGAGUUGGUCCAGGAAUGGCAUUUGCUAAUGCAAUUCUUAAACAAGAUCCAAAUUUUGGAGUUAUUGGUUUAGUACCAUGUUCUAAAUCAGGUAUUGGAAUUCAUACUUGGAUUCGUGGAAAUAUGCCUUAUGAUCAAUUGAUAAGUAGAGCUAAGUUUUCUCUUAAACAUGGAGGAACAAUUAGAGGGUUAUUGUGGUUUCAUGGUGAAAGUGAUACAAAGGACAAGUAUACAGCAAGAUAUUAUAAAGCCAAAGUGAUGAAGUUCAUUCAAGAUUUACGCGAUGACUUGAAAUCUCCUCUGCUUCCUGUUAUUGUGGUUGUUCUACGUUAUCCAAAAGAACCAUUUGAUAGAAAAUUUAAAUUUGUAAAUGUAGUGAGACAAGCACAGAUGGAUAUUAAUCUUCCAAAUGUAAUAAAAGUGGAUGCUAAUGGUCUACCAGUUGAAUCAGAUGGGCUUCAUCUCACAACUCAAGGCCAAAUCCAACUUGGUAAUAUGAUGGCUCAGGCUUUUCUCAACACCAAAUUUCAAUCUCUUAAGUAUGAUUCAAACAAGAUUUAUCAUAUGAGUGGCUAGUUGUUUCGGUCUAUGUUGCUUGAACCCUCUAAAAAUGUCAUUAGGUAUUUGUCCAAAAUUAAGUAGAGCAUUUUUGAGAAGAUACGACAUGGAUGUAACAACAAUUUUGAAAAAUUCGUGCAACGUAGAUCU